AGUGACAAGGGUGACACACAGACCGUGUAUACGUACACAUCGUAUUCUUUCCAUUCACUUGACGUUCUCAGCAGGCUGUGCGAACGACUGAUUGUAUGCGCCCUCGCAACCUUACCCACCUUCCCUGGGACCCUUUUGUCCCGCGCACCCCCACCACUGCACCCAGCAUAUACACCCACCUACCAUGGUCAGCGACCAACAGCUCCUGCUGGCUCACGAGCCUUACUGUUCUGCCACUUCUCUUCUGUCGUUACCUUAUGAACUUACUUCAUCCAUCCUUUCGCUGCUUGACCAGCGUUCAGUGUGCGCAAUGCAUCUCACGUGCCGACAAUUGAAGUAUAGCACACAGCUCUACGUCCGCUCAAUUAUUUUGGUGCCGAGUCGAUUGAGACAUCCCUUUACUGGUGUCGAUAUGCUCUCUUUCGAUGGAAUCCCUCGGGAGGUAGCCGAGCAGUUUAGGGAUGUCGAGUUCGACGUGAUGAAGUGGACUCCCCCGAAGUUAACUGUGCACGCCUCUGCCCCCCUCGAACGCGCCUGGAAAUCCUUCCUAACAAAUUCUCUCCUCAACGAAUGGCGCCGAUCCCAUAUCCCCCUCCCCAUCCUCCACAAUGCCGCCGCCGUCCGCUUCGUCCUCAACUGGGAAUACCGCUCCAUCAUGGAAGAAGACCUCCUCUAUGUGGCAUACUUGUUCGGUGUGGGAUUGGGAAGGGAUUGGGUCAGGUGGAGAGAGAUGAGGUGUGUGAUGAGGUGGGAGUUGAGGAUGCAUGCGGGAUUUUGUGCGCAUAGGGUUGAGUUGGAGAUGAUUUGUUUUCCGUGUUUGGAGCAUGAUAUCUUGCAUAAUGGGUCGGGACAUGGCGCUGUAUGAAUUGGUGGGUUACAUAUGGGGUUCAUCCCAUGGCCGGCAUUAAACGGAUUUCUUGGAGAUUACGAGGCGCUGGACGUUCCCGUUGACAUUGGCAUGAGUAACGUAUAGACGGCUAGUACUGCUAGACA
Messenger RNA from Saitoella complicata NRRL Y-17804, 993 nucleotides. RefSeq lists its product as uncharacterized. The record is from RefSeq and is a predicted model, not a curated record. NCBI's taxonomy places the organism in Eukaryota, Fungi, Ascomycota, Saitoellomycetes, Saitoellales, Saitoellaceae. Gene Ontology annotation, molecular function: protein binding. Bases 185 to 865 code for a protein of 226 amino acids. The transcript has a single exon.